AGCCUGUGUGGCCUGCAUGAGCGCUGCCCAGCGCUGCCUUCCUCUUCGACGACCAUGGCGUCGUCGAGCACCGCGCUGAAGACCUUCUCGUUGACCAAUGACAUCUUAGAAGUCUCACCUCAAGACGAGAUCUACCGCUUCGACCAGGCAGCGAACCGUAGGCUCCUCCAGGAGGCACCUUGGGCGCGUGAUCCGCACUACUUCAGAGUAUGCAAGAUCUCUGCUGUAGCGUUGAUCAAAAUGGUCAUCCACGCGCGUUCGGGUGUGCCCUACGAGAUUAUGGGCCUCAUGCACGGCAAGAUCAUGGAUCGCACCCUCGUCAUCGUCGAUUCCUUCGCCCUUCCAGUGCAGGGUACAGAGACGCGUGUCAACGCGGCGAACGAGGCGAAUGAAUACAUGGUCCAGUACAUCCAGGGCAGCGAGCGCGUCGGGCGCUAUGAGAACGCCGUUGGGUGGUAUCACUCGCAUCCGGGCUACGGCUGCUGGCUUUCGGGUAUCGACGUCAACACACAGAUGACGAACCAGAAGUACCAGGACCCCUUCGUCGCCGUGGUCAUCGACCCGAACCGCACCAUCUCCGCGGGCAAGGUCGACAUCGGUGCGUUCCGGACGUAUCCUGAGUCCUAUGUCCCGCCCGAGGCGGGCGCGGGCGAGUACCAGAGUAUCCCAUUGAGCAAGAUCGAAGACUUUGGUGUCCACGCGAACCAAUACUACCCGCUGGAGGUGCAGGUGUUCAAGAGCAGCCUAGACGCUGAGCUCCUCGGUUUGCUGUGGAACAAGUACUGGGUCAACACGCUGAGCCAGAGCGCGCUGAUAUCGAACCGAGCAUAUGCAGCCUCGCAGCUCUCGGAUCUUGCACAGAAGCUCACGAAAGCGCAGACGAAUGUUCCGAACACGAAGGCACCGCCGCCUGCACUCAAGGACGACAAGGCUGCGAAGGUUAGUUGCAUUGGGUGUGAUGACCAUUGAAUGCUAACGGCGGCGAGUAGAAAGAAGAGAAGAAGAAAGAGGAUCAGAACCAGUUGCUGAAGGGUGCUAAAGACAGGUAUGUCAGUUCCCGUCUCGAUGUGGACAGAACUAACAAAUAUCGUUCGUAGCGAGAAACUUGCGACGGAAGC
Molecule: messenger RNA, 1118 nt
Organism: Rhodofomes roseus
Lineage: Eukaryota; Fungi; Basidiomycota; Agaricomycetes; Polyporales; Fomitopsidaceae
Product: Mov34-domain-containing protein
Exons: 4
Coding region: 55-969 (304 amino acids)
Biological process (GO): protein deneddylation
Cellular component (GO): COP9 signalosome; cytoplasm
Molecular function (GO): metallopeptidase activity; deNEDDylase activity; protein binding
Source: RefSeq, a predicted model, not a curated record